Molecule: messenger RNA, 708 nt
Organism: Colletotrichum fioriniae
Lineage: Eukaryota; Fungi; Ascomycota; Sordariomycetes; Glomerellales; Glomerellaceae
Source: RefSeq, a predicted model, not a curated record
AUGAGCCCCAAGGAGACCAACGCCGCCACAGUCCUCGAGACAACCCCUGAGACCACCCCCGAGGACUCUGCCCCCAAGCGACCCACCCGAAAGAAACUCCCAGACUCGAAGCCCUCGAAGCCCUCUCCCGAGGAGCCUUCGCCCGAGAAGGAGAAGCCGGCCGCCCGCAAGGCCGCUCCCAAGAAGACCCCCACCUCUCGCAAGCCCAAGCCGGCCCGCCGCCCCAAGGGAAGCAAGAACAAGACCGCCAGGAAGAACAAGCCCCCCGCCAAGCGCAACAAGAACGCCAAGCGCACCACGGCUCACGACCUCCUCGCCUCCAUCCAGGAUGACGAGAUCCCCACCAACGCGCAGGUCAAGGCCGACUACGGCUUCUCGCGCUGCUACAUUACCCUCGACCAGAGCAAGCUCUACAACGUCUACCGCACCGUCCUUGAGGACUCUGAGGUCAAGCCCGAGGAGCUCCACGAGUGGCUUCACCACCAGGAUGGCUUGAAGAAUGUCGCGGCGGAGGUCAAGGCCAAGUUUGAGGCGCUGCUUGGUCCUGAGGAUUAUCAGGGUGAUUACAAGUGGUUUCUUGAGAACCAGUACAUCUGGGACCCCGAGGACCUUGUCAGCGAGGCCAAGGCUGCGCGUGCUGCGAAGGAGUUGAAGGAGUAUUAUGAUGCUCGCAAGCGACCUGGUGACGACUUUGAUUGGUACUCCUAA